AUUACACCACACAGCAUUUUUAGCAUUUUCAAAUCGGCCAUCGACCAGGAGCAUGAACAAUCAACCGCUUCCAGCGCUCGAGUUUGUCAAGACCGGAUUCCUCUUCAAGCGCGGGGCGGGCGGUCUCUUUGGGCGCAAGAAUUGGAAGCCGCGCUACUUUGAGCUCACCGACUCGACCUUGCGCUACUACAGCUACCAAAAGGGCAAGAAGAAGGGCGAGCUGCGUCUGGACGGCAUCGGACGCGACGCGAUCGAGGUCAUGCCGGCCGACUCCAAGAAGACGGGGACGUCCAAGUCGACGAUUUGGCGCAUUGCGAUCCAGACGCCCAAGCGUCGACUGCUCCUCGCUGCAUCGACCGAGUACGAGAUGAACGAAUGGAUUUACGCGCUAUCGCGCGUUGUAAAGGGCGGCGUCAAGCACCGGCACUCGGACAUGACCAACUACAACCCGAGCAAGCGGGCGGACAUUGGCGCGCGCGCCGAAUCCUUCUAGCACGCGCAC
This is a messenger RNA of Saprolegnia parasitica CBS 223.65, 502 nucleotides long. RefSeq lists its product as hypothetical. Bases 53 to 493 code for a protein of 146 amino acids. The transcript has a single exon. The record is from RefSeq and is a predicted model, not a curated record. NCBI's taxonomy places the organism in Eukaryota, Oomycota, Saprolegniomycetes, Saprolegniales, Saprolegniaceae.